AUGAUAACAGUGGAAGACGUAGACCCUAGCUGCACUGUGCGGCAGCUGAAGCAGCAGCUGCAGCAGCGCGAGGGUUUGGCUCCGGAGCAGCAGCGGCUGAUAGUCAAUGGACAGCAAAUGCGGGACGAAGACAAACUUUCCGAUUACAAUUUAAACGAGAAAAGCGUCAUACAUCUGGUGCUGCGGCUGCGGGGGGGUUUGGUCCAAACCCUAAUUCCUAAACCCUUAAACUGA
Molecule: messenger RNA, 234 nt
Organism: Eimeria tenella
Lineage: Eukaryota; Apicomplexa; Conoidasida; Eucoccidiorida; Eimeriidae
Exons: 2
Coding region: 1-234 (77 amino acids)
Biological process (GO): modification-dependent protein catabolic process; protein ubiquitination
Cellular component (GO): cytoplasm; nucleus
Molecular function (GO): ubiquitin protein ligase binding; protein tag activity
Source: RefSeq, a predicted model, not a curated record